AUGUUUCCCAUUCUGGAAGCUUUCCCCCUUCGUGUCUCCCUGCCACCGUCGCUGCGUAAUGAGGGGAUGCGAUCUGGCCGUGAAUGCGUGCCGGCUCCCGGCAAAUCUGAAGAGGUCUCUUUUCGCCACGGCCAGAAUCCAUCCCUACGUGGAAAGGGCCCCCCGAGGUACGGGGAGAGCGAUCUAGCGUUCCCAGAUGAUCAGGUCUGGGUCGAAACGUCCUCUGAAUAUUCAUUCAAAGAUGAAACCGAUCAGACCGCCGCAGAGUACCAUGUGGUAUCCGUGACAGAACCUAAAUCGGGCUCAAGGUCACCGUCGGAGGCUCGUUCCUCUCCGUCGUCUAGCAUGGACCCUUCUGUGCCGGGGCCGAACAAUUCCGUGCCUCUUUAUGUCGCAGAUUCUCGUGGCUCGCGGUCGACUUCUGCCAACUCGCCUCUUUCGACACAUACGCCUGUGGUGCAGCCAAGACUGGCUAGUAUCAACGAGGCCUACCUACUCCGGCAUUACCAACGGCAUCUAGCACCAUGGCUUGAUGCCGGGGAUCCCGAACACCGGUUUUCUUCGGAUGUGGCCAACCUGGCCAGCCAAUACCCACUACUUCUCUACGCAUGCAUUGCAGUAUCAGCAUGCCAUCUUUCCCGUACAGCAAACACUGUCUCUCCCGAAGUCGCAGACAGUUAUCAUGAACGCUGCGUCUCCAUUAUGCUCCCGGUGCUCGACAAACACGACUUCGACAUCGGUAUCGACAUCCUUCUCAGCUCCACCGUCAUCCUACGCUUCUUUGAACAAAUCUCAUCCCACACACCAUCCAACGACCCGCAGCGCCACCUCCUCGCGGGAUCCGUCUACAUCAGUUCCCAUGUGGACUGCGCUAUCUCGGGCGGCCUCGCAUCGGCCUCCUUCUGGGUCUUCUUCGCACUUACGUACCAAAAAUGUCUUCGGCUAACGUUCGCACCCUUUGACGACCGGCUUCGCCGCUGGUGGGUCGCCAAGCCGGUCCUUAGCGACGGCGACUGGGUUAACCGGGCGAUCUGGAUCCUUGCCGAGACGAUUGAUUUCUGUUAUAACGUCUCGGGCCGGAACUACGGAGGUCAUUUGGGUCCUGUGGGCGAGAAUGCCCUCAAGCUGCGCAUCCUGGAAUGGGAGCAUGGCCGGCCUGAUACCUUUGUUCCGUUGCAUAUCUCACCGCGGGAUUAUGCGAGAGGGAAGCCGUUUCCCGUUGUUUUGUACACGAGUCUUUGGCAUUCCACUGCGAUGCAACAUCUGUGUCUCGCCAAGGCUCUGAUGUUGAUUCGGGAGACGGAAGUAUAUGACAACUCGCAUGAGCAGCGCGUGAGGAUUAAGCAACAAAUCUCUGACAAUCUCAAUUAUCUUUUCGGCAUUGCACUAUCUGCAGAUGAUGAACCAUCAUUGCGGAUUAUGGCAUGCCAUGCAUUGUGUGCUUGCAGCUCGUGGAUAGACGAACCCCUCGCGCAAAAUCUCCUGUUUGACCUACUUCGGCGCACGGAAAGAGAAAAUGGAUGGCCAUGGGCGUAUGUUGAACAGAGAAUUCUUCAUACAUGGCGGGGAAAUUCAAGAUGA
This is a messenger RNA of Penicillium argentinense, 1581 nucleotides long. RefSeq lists its product as uncharacterized. Gene Ontology annotation, cellular component: nucleus. Gene Ontology annotation, molecular function: DNA-binding transcription factor activity; transcription cis-regulatory region binding. The record is from RefSeq and is a predicted model, not a curated record. Gene Ontology annotation, biological process: positive regulation of transcription by RNA polymerase II. Lineage: Eukaryota; Fungi; Ascomycota; Eurotiomycetes; Eurotiales; Aspergillaceae. Bases 1 to 1581 code for a protein of 526 amino acids. The transcript is spliced from 9 exons.